Stylonychia lemnae is the source of this 1443-nucleotide messenger RNA. Lineage: Eukaryota; Ciliophora; Spirotrichea; Sporadotrichida; Oxytrichidae. The record is from the annotation of a GenBank genome assembly.
AUGUCAAUCUAGACUUUUCUUAACCAGGAUCAAACUACGCAAUCCACGAAUUUACUCAGAUCUUUGUCAGACACUUACAGUCAGUUCUUUGCAAUGUCCAAGUAAUUAGGAGGAAAUGAGACCUCUCUAGUAUCAGCUUUAGGGGCUUUCGUGGCAUGCACAGUACUAACUCUAGUGAUUGUAACUGGCUAUCUGACUUUCAUGGUCUACAUCAGAAAUCAAAAACAAAUCAGUGGCCCAGUUAAAUAACCAGAGGGUUAACAAGCUGCAAAUAAACUGCCAAAUUAAAAUAGAGGCAAGCAAUAUGAAGAUCAAAUUGAAGACCUAGAUAAGGAAGAUAUACAUAAUCGAAUGUCGAAAUCUAAGACUCAAGCCUCUAUUGGGGGCAAAGCUGACCCCAGAUUAUCACUGCAAGGAGGUGGCUUUGCAAAUAAUAGAGCUAGCAGUGUGCACACUAACAUAAAGGCCAUCCAGGAGGAUGAAGUAGAUUUGGAUUUCGAAGAUGACGAGGAGAAAGCAAACAGUGGCAGAGGCAAAGACAAUAGCCUGAAGAAGGGGAACAAUAGUUUGAAGGUAGAGAAAAUGGAUUUACAGAAAAGCUAAACUUAGGUGUAGGAGAAAGCAGGAGUCAAGAGUAAUUAAGUGCCAGUUGAUCAAAGGCUUAAACAGGUAUAGGAGAGCCAGAAAUAGCAGUAGUAGUAAGUGGCAAGUCUGCAAUAAUAGCAACAACAGUAAUAAUAAUAGUAGCUGUUAAAAUUGUAACAAUAAUAGUAAUAGCAACUAUAACAAUAAAAGAAUCAAAUUGAAGCUAACGGAGCAUAACUUCAAAAGGAAAUCUUGAAACAGGAAGACAGGUCUUAAAAUAUAAACAUUUAAAACCAAAAUGACGACAGUAAUGAGUAUGAGAGUGAUGAAGAUGAGGGACAUUAGGAAGAUCAAAGCCAGGCCUAGGCUUAUUCAGACGAAGAAGAUUUUGAUUAGGCUCCUUAUGUUGUAGAGGAGAAGGUAAACACUAAAGUCUAGAUGGUGGAUCAAAAAGAGAUUGAGAAAUUAAAGAGACAGAAUGUAAUGGUAAAGUAAUCAGCAGAGGAUCAAGCACUUAGAGAUAGGAGUCUUAAAGAGAAGUAAAAUGACAGUAAACUUAACAUUGUAAAGAAAGAAGUCAACCCAAAUCUAAAGAGAUCGGAUCAAAAGAAGCACCCUCUUGAGUAGGAAAACGAAGAGGAGGAUUAUAGCUACUACGAAGAGUCAUGUGAGUCAGUGGAUAUGGACACUGCUGAUUAGCAGUAAAGAACUAAUGAAAAUCUAAUUGAAACUAGAAAGAAAGCGAUUCACCAGCCAAAGGGAUAAAAUCUUGAAGGCGCUGAUUCCUCUUUCAACUCAAGCAAGAGUAAGAAAUUUCAAAAAGCAGCUGGCGUGCCUAUCUAAAAGCAACUGCGAUGA